AUGGGUCGCCAGUCGAAGCGAGCAACAGCUAGAGGAGAUGGCGAGUGUAAUUAUAAUCAAGUACAUCACAUACCAAUACCACCCACAACAAGCACACUCGAAUCCUACAUUUCUGAAUUCAGUCAAAGACCAACAAAUUACAACCGAGCACCGAUUAUUAUCUGGAAUCCACGAUCCUAUCAAAAGCGAUUGUAUUCCAUUUCGAAACGACAGAGUCGUCAUCACGUGUCGUGCUCGUUAGGAUCGAAAAGAUCAUCGCGACGGCAUGAAGAAAAAUGCAAAUCGUCUAAUUCAAAAAAGAACCGACGAGUCAACUGCUACUGUCAAACUUCAUCUGAUCUCGGUUAUUUGUACAGUACAAGCAAUUGUUAG
Molecule: messenger RNA, 372 nt
Organism: Adineta ricciae
Lineage: Eukaryota; Metazoa; Rotifera; Eurotatoria; Adinetida; Adinetidae
Source: the annotation of a GenBank genome assembly